AGGAGACUAUUCACAUCAGUUACAUCAUCAGCAACUUUAAAGAGAAUGCUCAUCGUACCAGUACCCGCAUUAUCAGACAACUACAGCUACUUGCUAGUAGACACCAAUACAAACAAGGCCGCAGCUAUUGACCCUGUCAACCCAGAGGGCAUGACACUAGCCGCUCAGAAGUAUGGUGCAAAGAUAGAAGCAAUACUCACAACUCAUCAUCAUAAUGAUCAUGCAGGUGGCAACAAAGUAAUGAAGACAUUGUUGCCAGAGACAACACCUGUAUAUGGAGGUGAUGAUCGUAUACUUGCUAUCACUCAUAAGGUCGGGGACAAUGACGUCAUCAACAUUGGUGACCUAACAAUCAAGGUGUUACUAUCUCCCGCUCACACUACAGGUCAUGUGCUAUACUAUGUAAGCGAUAAGAAGGACACACCAUGCUUGUUCACAGGAGACACUUUGUUCAUUGCUGGAUGUGGUAGAUUGUUUGAGGGUAGUCCUGCUCAGAUGUAUCAUGCGUUGUACAAUGUUAUCGGAUCAUUACCAGACGACACUUUGGUCUACUGUGGACAUGAAUACACAUAUAAGAAUCUACUAUUUGCCAAGUCAUUGGAGCCAAACAAUCAAGACAUACUGGUACGUAACAUGUUGGAAUGGACCGAGAAACAGUUGGAAGAGAAGAAACCAACUGUACCAUCAACCAUUGGCAAGGAGAAGUCUUUCAAUCCAUUUAUGAGAGUUCAUCUUCCAUCAGUAGCCGAGCAUCUUCUGAAAGAUGUACCAGGUUCCUCUCCAGAAGAUGUGUUGGGACACAUCAGGAAAUUGAAGGACAGCUUCCAACCAAAU
Molecule: messenger RNA, 834 nt
Organism: Acytostelium subglobosum LB1
Lineage: Eukaryota; Evosea; Eumycetozoa; Acytosteliales; Acytosteliaceae
Exons: 4
Molecular function (GO): hydroxyacylglutathione hydrolase activity
Source: RefSeq, a predicted model, not a curated record